This is a messenger RNA of Manis javanica (Malayan pangolin), 5805 nucleotides long. It is a transcript of the gene ABI3BP, whose product is annotated as ABI family member 3 binding protein. Gene Ontology annotation, molecular function: protein binding. Gene Ontology annotation, biological process: extracellular matrix organization; positive regulation of cell-substrate adhesion. NCBI's taxonomy places the organism in Eukaryota, Metazoa, Chordata, Mammalia, Pholidota, Manidae. The record is from RefSeq and is a predicted model, not a curated record.
CUCCAGGGUUGCGGGACCCCCACGAGCAUCCCUCCCCGUGCGAGGUGGCAAAUGCAACAUGUUCUCCAGCUUGGGGUGUCUCCUUCUCUGUGGAAGUGUUGCACUAGCCCUGGGAAAUGCACAGAAAUUGCCAAAAGGUAAAAGGCCAGACCUCAAAGUCCACAUCAAUACCACAGGUGACUCCGUUUUCUUGAAGUUUCUGCGUCCAAAUCCUAACGUAAAACUAGAAGGUUUUCUCCUGGGAUACGGCAGCAACGUGUCACCAAACCAGUACUUCCCUCUUCCAGCAGAUGGGAAAUACACUGAAGCCUUAGUGGAUGCAGAGCCUAAAUAUCUGAUAGUUGUGCGGCCUGCUCCUCCUCCAAGUCAAAAGAAGUCGUGCUCAGGUAAAUCACGCCCUCGCAAACCUCUCCAGAUGGUGGUUGGCACUCUGACACCAAGCUCAGUCUUCCUGUCCUGGGGUUUCCUCAUUAACCCACAACAUGACUGGACGUUGCCUAGUCACUGUCCCAAUGACAGAUACUAUACAAUUCGCUAUAGAGAAAAGGAUAAGGAAAAGAAAUGGGUUUUUCAACUCUGUCCAGCCACUGAAACAAUUGUGGAAAAUCUAAAGCCCAAUACAGUUUACGAAUUCGGAGUGAAAGACAACGUAGAAGGUGGAAUUUGGAGUAAGAUUUUCAAUCACAAGACUAUUGUUAGAAGUAAAAAUAAAGUAAAUGGAAAAAUCCAAAGUACCUAUGAUCAAGUCCACACAGUGCCAGCAUAUGUCCCGAGGAGGAUAAUCCCAGUAACAAUCAUCAAGCAAGUGAUCCAGAAUAUUACUCACAGGGCUUCAACUAAAUCCCCAGAUAGGACUCCCUUUGGAGGAACAAUACUACUCCACCUUGUUAUUCCAGGUCUUAAUGAAACCACUGUGAAACUUCCUACAUCCCUAAUAUUUGAGAUUUCAGAUGCACUCAAGACACAAUUAGCUACAAAUGAAACCUUGGCAUUACCUGCUGAAUCUAAAACACCGCAGGUGGAAAAAAUCCCAGCACAGCCCAUAACAGUGACUCCUGCAUCAGUGCCCAGAACCACUAAACCCACUGUGUCUAAGGCAUUAGACAUUUCAGAAAUUAUACUGGUUCUCAGUGAAAGGACUCCAGAAACACCUCAAACUGUUUUGAUACCUAGGUUUGAAUUGCCACUGAGCACUCUAGCUCCAAAAAGACUUCCAGAAUUUCCUCAGGCAAAAACACCUUUCCCUUUUGAGAAACCUGGGGGCACCUUGGCUUCAAGUGAAAAGCUGUGGAUUGUGCCUACAAGUAAAACACCUGAAGAUUCCAAAGUUCUUCCACCUCAAACUGCAACUUAUGAUGUUUUCUCAAGACCUGCAACACCAGAUGAGCAUGAAAUAGCAGAGCCCCACACAGCAACAAGUGAUCCAUUUCUGGAUUCUGUCCCACCUAAAACUUCUAGAGCUCUCGAACAGCCAAGGGCAACACUGGCUCCAAGUGAAACACCGUCUGUUCCUCAAAAACUGGAAACCUUUGCCAGUCUUGAAAUGCAACCUACAACACCUGCUCUCCUGAAAACUACAUCUAUCCCUUCUACUCCUAAGCGACGCCUCAGGCCCAAAGCACCAAGAACUAAACCUGAAGGAACCACAAGUCCUGGAACAAUUACAUCUAAAAUUUCUAUAAUCUCUGAACCUACAUGGACAACACUGGCUCCCAGUAAAACACCGUUUAUUUCUUUGAAACCUAAAAUCCCUUUCAGCCCAGAAAUGACACACACCAAGCCUGCAACACCAAAGACCAAACGACCAGGUCGUCGCCCCCGCCCUAAAGCCACACGUAGGCCAGAUGUGCCCAAGUCCAAACCUGCUGUAGAACCUGCUACAAUGCAGCCGGAGCUCUUGGUGCCCACAGUCGCGUCAAAACCAUCCAAGAGACCUAAAACCACACGUAGACCAGCUGUACCUCAAAUCCAGCCUGAUUCAAUACCACCAAAGCAAUUACUUCCUAAACCCAAAAGCACAGCAAAACCAGAUAUGCCACCAACUACAUCCGUCUUUGAGCCUAUUACAUUUGGGACUGAAACUCCCUCCCUAACCAUAGUUUUGGCCACAGACGAACCUGUAACUCCAAGAACUGAGGCUCCCUGGACAACAUUAGCUCCAAAAUCACCACAACGAACAAGACCACGCCGUCCACGUCCCAAACAUAAAACCACGCCGAGCCCAGAGGCCCCUCAGACCAAAAUAGACUUUACACCUGUUACUCCUGGAACAUCUCUAGCUCCAAAAAAACCAACAAAGAGACCCCGUCGUCCACGUCCCAAACCUAAAACCACACCCCAUCCAGAAGUACCUCAGAUCAAACUGGUUCCUGCCACAAUCUUUGAACCAGUUACUCUUAGAACCGAGGCUCCAGGAACAACACUAGCUCCCAAAGUGCCUCAACGACCUCGUCGUCCACGUCCCAAACCUAAAACCACACCACGCCCUGAAGCACCUCAAACAGAACUGGUUCCUGUUACAGACCGCGAACCCAUCACUCUUAGAACUGAGACCUUUGGGACAACAUUAGCCACCAAAACAUCACAAAGACCCCGUCGUCCCCGUCCCAGACCUAAAACCACACGGAGACCUCAAGUACCUCCCAGCAAACCGGUUCCUGCUACAAUCCUUGAACCUGUAACUGUUAAACCCAAGGCCCUGGGAACAACAUUAGUUCUUACUCCAGACCUUGAAACUGUUACGUUCAGAACUGAGACUUGGGUGACAACACAAGCUCCUAAAACAUCAAAACGGACUCGUCGUCCACGUCCCAAACCUAAAACCACACCAACUCCUGAGGCACCUCAAACCAGACUUGUUCCUUCUAAAGAUCUUGAACCUGGCAUUCUUAGAACUGAAGCUCCAGAAAUCGUAGUUCAUCCUGCAGUCCUUGAACCUGUUACUCUUAGAACCAAGGCUCCAGAAACAACAUUAGCUCCCACUGAAUUGCAAACUCUUAUUUUGGAACCAGUGACAUCACCAAGCCUAGAAAUGACACAAAGUCAACCUGUUGUGGAAUCUAUUACCCCUGUGUCUGAACCACCUGAGAGCACACUAGCUCCCAAGCAGAUACUGCGUACUCCUCCCAAACCAAAAACACCUCCACGUCCAAGAAUCCCAGAAACACAGCCAGCUCCAAAGGUGCCCCAGCGUGUUACUCCAAGGCCAAAAACAUUCCCAAGUCCAGAAGUGUCAUAUACUCUACCUGUUCCAAAAGAUGUGCUCCUUCCCCAUAAACCAGACCCUGAAGUCUCUGAAAGUGAAUCUGUUCUACAACCAGUUACCUUUAGAAUCCAUCCACCAGAGACAACAAUAGCUCCAUUAGAAACACGAGGCAGUCCUUUCAUACCUAUGAUUUCACCAAGUCCUAGUCGAGAGGAACUACAAACGCUGGCAGAAACAGAUCAAUCCACCCAAGAACUUGUCACAACUAAGAUUCCACAAUCAACUGAAUUGGCAAAGACAACUCGGGCACCACACAGAUUGUACACUAGUCCUGUGAGGCCCAGACUACCGGACAGACCACACAUCAGACCUGGGCUUAAGCAAACACCAAAGCCACCAGGUGCUGUGUCAGUGGACUCGACCCAUGUAACAAAAAAACCAGCCACAGUCCCAGGUACUCGUCGCCCGCCUUUGCCACCCAGACUCUCGCCCCCACGAAGGAAACCUUUACCACCAAAUAAUGUCACCGGCAAGCCAGGGAGUGCAGGAAUCGUUCCAUCAGGCCGAGCGACUUCCCCUCCUUUGAGGGCAAUGCUCAGACCGACCGAAGCCCCCUCGGAGAGAAUAGAGACAGAUAAGAAGCAACCAACGGUUCCUGCCUCGGGAGAAGACCUUGGUAAUACAACUGACUUUAGCUCAAGUCCAACAAGGGAAACUGAUCCUCUUGGGAAGCCCAGAUUCAAAGGUCCUCAUGUGCGAUACAUUCCAAAGCCUGACAACAGGCCCUGCUCCAUCACCGACUCUGUCAAACGUUUCCCCAAAGAAGAAGCCACAGAGGGGAAUGCCACCAGUCCACCGCAGAACCCACCUACCAACCUCACUGUGGUCACUGUGGAAGGGUGCCCCUCAUUUGUCAUCUUGGACUGGGAUAAGCCACUAAAUGACACUGUCACUGAAUAUGAAGUUAUAUCCAGAGAAAAUGGGUCAUUCAGUGGGAAGAACAAGUCCAUUCAUACAAAUCAAACCUUCUCCACAGUAGAAAAUCUAAAACCAGACACAAGCUAUGAAUUUCAGGUAAAAUCCAAAAACCCACUUGGAGAAGGCCCAGCCAGCAACACAGUGGCAUUCAGUACUGAAUCAGCGGACCCAAGAGUGAGCGAGCCAAUUUAUGCAGGAAGAGAUGCCAUAUGGACUGAAAGACCCUUUAAUUCAGACUCUUACUCGGAAUGUAAGGGCAAACAGUAUGUCAAAAGGACGUGGUAUAAAAAGUUUGUAGGGGUGCAACUAUGCAACUCUCUCAGAUACAAGAUUUAUCUGAGUGACUCCCUCACAGGAAAAUUUUAUAACAUAGGCGAUCAGAGAGGCCAUGGGGAAGAUCACUGCCAGUUUGUGGACUCAUUUUUAGAUGGGCGCACAGGACAGCAACUUACUUCUGACCAGUUACCCACCAAAGAAGGCUAUUUCAGAGCAGUUCGCCAGGAGCCUGUACAAUUUGGAGAAAUAGGUGGUCAUACCCAAAUCAAUUAUGUCCAGUGGUAUGAAUGUGGGACCACAAUUCCUGGAAAAUGGUAGAAGCUCAGAUCUACCUUCUGUUUCAACAUGGAAAAAAAAUAAUUGGAAACACUAUUUGUCACGUUCAUUUAAGCUGUUAUGUUUACUAUGUAUAAAAGUUUAAAAUCUAAUAGCAAUAUUAGAUGUUUAUUAGAAAGAUUGCUGAGAAUAUUUAUCAGGUUCUACAAAGUCAUUUUAAGAAAGCAAGAUAUUGACAUUAACAGAGUUAACAUUUUUGGGGAAGCUGGCUCCCUAUUCAUGGUAUUUUAAGAGAUCAUUUGUAUAUUAUUUAUCAUACUGUUGUAAUGAUGUUUUGAGAUACUUUUAUAACAAAAUUAACAACAAAAAAACUAAUAUACUUUUUUAAAAAUUUACUUUUAUUGUGUAUUCUUCUUACUGGUGAGUUAAUUCCAUAAAUCUCUCCCUGGUUUAACUUAUUAGAUCAAAUUAUCUUCAGCAUACAUAUCCGGGGGGUGGUGGGUAAAGGCCCUAACAUUCACAUUUAUUUAAACUUGUUUUUAGCGAAAUAUUUUAUUUGAAUCAGUACAUUUCAUUCAGCUGAAAACAGAACUGAUGUAUUCAGUUUCAAAAUACAUAUUUUGUUCUUUGUCUACCCAUGAAUGUGUUACAAGGUCUGAAUGUACUUUGUCAAACUAUCCCUUUAAGCAAUUGUCUUUAUAUUGUUUUUAAUAUAAUUCUAAUCAAGCUGUAUGCAGAGACUGAAUAUGAAGUCUGAGCACAAAAAUAAUGCAUGAUGAGAUCCUUUCCAUUUUACAGGAUAGUUACUCUUCUCUCUUUCAAGCCUUCUAGGAAUGAAUGUAUCAGAGGAUGUUUUCAUAAUUCUCAGUCUGUAAUGAAAAUCAGACUCACUUAAGAAGGUAUUAUUUUCCUUCAUUUGGGAGAUAGGAAUGCUGGCAUUGUUGCCCUCAUUCUGGAAGGAUCUUUCCUGUUCUUAACUGUCAACAUGCUUCAAGUUUAUCAAUGCUACAUUUUGUAUUUUUCAAAUAUAGAAACUCUGCAAUAAAGAGAUAUAGUUUUUUUUUUUAAAA